AUUCAUACGCACAGCACACAGAAAUUAAAGGAUUAAGAUCUUUGCUUCUUGCACUCCACUUGCCAGGGAUAAAUAAAGAUGAACUUGGUCCAGGCUACUGCUGAUAACAAGGACGAAGAUGUUCCACUUCCAGGUUUUCGAUUUCAUCCGACGGAUGAAGAGCUCGUAGGGUUUUAUCUUCGACGAAAAGUUGACAGAAAACCCAUCAGAAUGGAGCUCAUCAAAACGAUUGAUAUCUACAAAUAUGAUCCUUGGGAUCUCCCAACAGAGCCUAGCAUUGUGGGAGAGAGUGAAUCAUAUUUCUUCUGCAAACGAGGGAGGAAGUACAGAAACAGCAUUAGACCAAACAGAGUGACGGGGUCUGGAUUUUGGAAAGCAACCGGCAUUGACAAGCCCGUUUAUUCUCAAGGAGGACAAGGCCACGCCUGCAUUGGGCUGAAGAAAACGUUAGUAUACUACCGUGGAACCGCAGGAAAAGGAACCAAAACGGAUUGGAUGAUGCAUGAGUUUCGCAUGCCCAGCAACGACAGUAACACGAACACCAGCCUCUCCAAUCCCAAAUCCAUUGCACAAGAAGCUGAAGUAUGGACUAUAUGCCGAAUUUUCAAGCGGAACGCAUCACAGAGAAAGUACACACCAGAUUGGAGAGAAGUGGCAGCUAAACGUCCUUCAACCAGCACACCAAGCUCUCAAACAUGCAGUGUGGAAUCCAACAGUCAUGAAACUUACAUCUCUUUCGGUUCUGAAGUUGUUCAACAUUAUGAUGAGAAACCAGUUGUCAAUCAUAUCAAUGGAAGAAGCCAAUGGCAUGUAGAUCAAUUAAGCACCAUAGCUCAGCCUUCAUCUAUGGCAUCAUCUUCCAGCUUUUCAAAUUUUCCAGAAACUGAUUUCUUCACACAUGCGAAUUGGGAUGAGCUCAAAUCAGUUGUAGAGUUUGCGCUUGAUCCCUUGCUUAUGUAAAUGAUUUUGUAAUUAUUUAAACUAUAGGCUGUCGUUGAAGUUUAGUAAGAUUGUAAUAGAUGAAAAAUACCAAAUGAUAUACAUUUUCAGGCUUA
This is a messenger RNA of Theobroma umbraticum, 1055 nucleotides long. Its product is annotated as transcription factor JUNGBRUNNEN 1-like. NCBI's taxonomy places the organism in Eukaryota, Viridiplantae, Streptophyta, Magnoliopsida, Malvales, Malvaceae. The record is from RefSeq and is a predicted model, not a curated record. Gene Ontology annotation, molecular function: DNA binding. Gene Ontology annotation, biological process: regulation of DNA-templated transcription.